CCCGGCUACGGUAGGCGGGGAGGGCCAAGCUUGCUGCCGUCCCCGCGCCCGCAGCCAUGGAGGCCGGGCCUCCCCCGCCGCUGCCCAGCGGGCUGCCCGUGUUCCGCGAGGAGGGCUUCGGGGACAAGUUCCUGAGGAAGACCCGCGAGAACCCCCUGGUGCCCCUGGGCUGCCUGUGCACCGUGGGCGUGCUGACCUACGGCCUCAUCAGCUUCAAGCGAGGCCACACGCGCCGCUCGCAGCUGCUGAUGCGGGCGCGGAUCCUGGCCCAGGGCUUCACCUUCGCGGCCCUCCUGGGGGGCAUGGUGGUGACGGCCAUGAAGGCGAGGAAGUGAGAGCCUCCCACGGGCCCUGGGGUGCUGGCAGUGCGGUUAAUACACCCCUCGUUAACCUGA
This is a messenger RNA of Anas platyrhynchos (mallard), 395 nucleotides long. It is a transcript of the gene HIGD2A, whose product is annotated as HIG1 hypoxia inducible domain family member 2A. Lineage: Eukaryota; Metazoa; Chordata; Aves; Anseriformes; Anatidae. Gene Ontology annotation, cellular component: mitochondrion. The record is from RefSeq and is a predicted model, not a curated record. Gene Ontology annotation, biological process: mitochondrial respirasome assembly.